AUGAGUCGCUGCCAACACUGCUCAAAGACCCUUAUUGACUUGCAAAAUGUUUUAACAGUAGCCCGAAGAAGACGCAAAGAAAGCCGGCCGCGACGCCAACGAACCACAUUCUCUGCCCAUCAGACACUUCGCUUGGAGCUUGAAUACGCAAGAGGAGAAUAUGUUGCACGUGCUAGAAGAUGUGAAUUAGCGUCCGCCUUAUCACUUAGCGAAACGCAAGUUAAAAUCUGGUUUCAAAAUAGAAGAGCAAAAGACAAAAGAAUUGAAAAAGCGCAUUUGGACCAACAAUACAGACAAUUAGCAGCGGCGUCCGGUUUCUUUCCGACCAUGUUACCGCCGUCAUACAACGCGCCACCCUGUCCCUGUUUACCAAUACAACCUACGUCCUUGGCCAAUGAUAAAUAA
Molecule: messenger RNA, 405 nt
Organism: Pieris macdunnoughi
Lineage: Eukaryota; Metazoa; Arthropoda; Insecta; Lepidoptera; Pieridae
Source: the annotation of a GenBank genome assembly